AUGACUUUUGGUUGGGGAAACUGUGGCUUCGGCUGCAAUGUCGCCUGCGAAUCACAAGGCCCUCCAUCAGAGGUCUGCGUCCAGCCUCCAACCUACUGUGUGACAAUGCCUGGGGCCAUCCUGCACUGUGAUACAACACCUUGUGCUGUAUACACUACAACACCCUGCGGCUAUGGUGGCUGUGGUUAUGGUGGCUGGGGAGGCUUUGGUUAUGGCGGCUGGGGUGGUUGCGGUUAUGGCAGCUAUGGAGGCUGCGGGUAUGGUGGCCGAUGUGGUUAUGGUGGCUGGGGAGGUAGAUGUGGCUGGAGAUGUUAG
This is a messenger RNA of Anolis carolinensis (green anole), 315 nucleotides long. Its product is annotated as keratin-associated protein 6-3-like. Bases 1 to 315 code for a protein of 104 amino acids. Lineage: Eukaryota; Metazoa; Chordata; Lepidosauria; Squamata; Anolidae. The transcript has a single exon. The record is from RefSeq and is a predicted model, not a curated record.